CAGCUCGGGACACGUGUGUAAAUAAGCAGAUAACACUGCCAACUGCAGAGCAUAGUGAAGGCACAUUGAAAACCCAGUUCUUCUAUAGAAUCUAUCCAACUCCUCGAGCAAUCUGUGUAAUUUACUGCAGGAAACAUUACUUUCCUUUGUUCAUUAUCUCCCGCAAGAUGAUGAGUUCUAAUAAGGAGGAGGUCACUUUGGGCGCUUUUCUCCAGUAUAUUGAAGAUAUGGGGAUGAAGGCCUACGAUGGCUUGGUUAUACAGAAUGCAUCAGACAUUGCUCGAGAGAAUGAUCGCAUGAGGAAUGAAACAAACCUGGCUUACUUGAAAGAAAAGAGCGAAAAACGCCGAAAACAAGAAGAAGCAAUAAAACGGAUAGGUGGAGAAGUAGUGAGAGGAAAUGAAGGAAGCUACGUGGGGAAGCAUUUCCGCAUGGGAUUUAUGACAAUGCCUGCUCCUCAGGACAGACUGCCACAUCCUUGUUCCAGUGGCUUUGCCGUAAGAUCCCAAUCUCUUCAUUCUGUUGGAGGAACUGAUGAUGAAAGUAGCAGCUCUCGUAAGCAGCCACCACCAAAACCUAAGCGAGAUCCCAACACCAAAUUGAGCACCUCAUCUGAAACAGUCAACACUGGAACAACAAGUAAGAGUGGGAAACUACCAGACAGGACUGAAGUGUCAGCCAAACCAAGACCUCACAGUGAUGAAUAUACAAAGAAGAUUCCACCUCCUAAGCCGAAACGAAAUCCAAACACUCAGUUAAGCACAUCUUUCGAUGAAACUUACAUCAAAAAGCAUGGCCCUAUGAAGACACCACUCACUAGGGAUGCGUCCUUGUCACAGGUCAGCAGUCCUGCCCCAGACACAGAGGAAGAAGAGCCUGUUUAUAUUGAAAUGGUUGGGAAUAUACUCAGAGACUUCAAAAAAGAUGAAGAUGACCAAAGUGAAGCAGUCUAUGAGGAGAUGAAAUACCCUAUAUUUGAUGAUGUAGGCCAAGAUUCAAAAUGUCAAUGUGAAUAUGACCAUCACACUUGUUCUUCUCAGUGUGCUACUCCCACAGUGCCUGACCUCGAUUUCACCAAGACUUCAGUGCCAUCAACUCCCAAGGGCUUGCUUUGUGAUAUACCCCCACCAUUUCCAAAUCUGCUUUCUCACAGACCUCCACUGCUGGUGUUCCCACCAGCACCAGUGCAGUGUUCCCCAAAUUCUGAUGAGUCUCCUCUAACUCCGCUAGAGGUCACAAAGCUUCCUGUUUUAGAAAACGUGUCUUACAUAAAACAACAAGCUGGAGCUUCUCCAUCUUCCUUGCCACCUCAUACACCAGGCCAUCAAAAACUGGAGAAAGAGCAGAUGGUAUCUCAUGGAACUAGCACCCCUGGGCACACUUCUUCACCUCCUCAUCCUUCUACCUUAUAUAGAACACAGUCUCCACAUGGUUAUCCUAAAAGUCACUCUGCCUCACCCUCUCCUGUCAGUAUGGGUAGGUCUCUUACCCCUUUAAGCCUCAAAAGACCUCCACCUUAUGACUCUGUACAUUCAGGAAGUCUCUCAAGAAGCUCUCCAUCAGUGCCUCAUUCUACAGCCCGAAAUACAUUGCAAGAAGGAGGGAAGAUGGUAAAUGUCUCAGUCAGUACCUACGGGUCAUCAUCUCAGAGCAGUUCCCGUUCUCGGACACCUACCAGUCCUCUGGAGGAAUUAACCAGCCUCUUUACCUCAGGACGAAGUCUCCUGAGGAAGUCCUCCAGUGGCAGAAGAUCUAAGGAACCUGCAGAAAAACCGCUAGACGAACUGAAGAUCAGAAGUCACAGCACUGAACCACUACCAAAGCUGGAAAACAAAGAGAGGGGAGGCCACCACGGGACAGCUUCUUCCAGGGAGCCAGGGAAAGCUCAGGAAUGGGAUGGAACGCCGGGCCCACCCAUGGUCUCCAGCAGGCUGGGGAGAUCCUCUGUCAGUCCAACCAUGUUGGCUGGAAGCAACAGCUCAGAGCCUAAAGCAAGUUGCAGAUUAGGUCGGUCUGCAUCCACAUCAGGUGUGCCUCCUCCGUCCGUUACUCCGCUCAGGCAAGCCAGUGAUCUUCAGCCGAGCCAGGUGACAUGUAUGCAGUGGUUGCAAGGGGACCAUACAAUGCUGGAUAUGAUUGAGAAAAAACGUUGCCUCUGCAAAGAAAUAAAAGCUCGACAGAAAUCAGAGAAAGGACUCUGCAAACAGGACAGCAUGCCUAUCUUGCCGAGUUGGAAAAAGAACACCGGGACCAAGAAAUAUAGCCCUCCUCCUUAUUCCAAACAACAAACUGUUUUCUGGGACACUGCAAUCUGAGAGGUGUGUGGAGGAUGCUCUCUCCACCGCAUUGCACCAUGCACAGGCAGCCGGCUUUCUUAAUGAGGCAAAGGCUCUAACUAAGACUUACCUGCAGGUGGUGAACUUCCUAGGAAAAAAACACA
Messenger RNA from Phasianus colchicus (ring-necked pheasant), 2440 nucleotides. RefSeq names its product neuronal tyrosine-phosphorylated phosphoinositide-3-kinase adaptor 2 (gene NYAP2). Lineage: Eukaryota; Metazoa; Chordata; Aves; Galliformes; Phasianidae. The record is from RefSeq and is a predicted model, not a curated record. Gene Ontology annotation, biological process: neuron projection morphogenesis; phosphatidylinositol 3-kinase/protein kinase B signal transduction.